AUGCUCAGAGCCAUCGCUUCAAAACAGGCGACGAGCAGUAGCUUGUUGCUGCGUGGCAGCUCUGCUUGCUCCGCGUGUCGCCGGUCUCAUUCCCUUGCUACCUCCAAGACCAAUGCCCUUGGUGCACGAUCAAAUUUGCAAUUGACUGCUAGGAGACCGUUGGCUGUUGUGGAUCGUGUUUUGGCUGGCCGGAGAGAAUAUGCACAGAGUGCAGAGGAGACUUCGCGGGGAGUGGAUCCCAAUGAUUCAUUCCUCCAGGGAAACACCGCAAACUACAUCGACGAGAUGUACCUUGCCUGGCGUAACGAUCCUUCCAGUGUACACAUCUCCUGGCAAACGUAUUUCAAGAACAUGGAAAAUGGCGAUAUGCCCAUCUCGCAAGCCUUCCAACCUCCCCCAACCAUCGUCCCUACUCCCGUCGGAGGCGUGCCACAGCAUAUGCAUGCUGCCGGACAUGACUUGACAAACCAUUUGAAGGUGCAGCUUCUUGUUCGCGCUUACCAGGCUCGUGGUCACCACAAAUCCAAGACCGACCCUCUAGGUAUCCGUGGCGAGGCAGAGGCUUUUGGUUACAACCGUCCCAAGGAGUUGGAACUCGAUCACUAUGGAUUUACUGAGAGAGAUCUUGACCAGGAGUUUACUCUUGGUCCUGGUAUCUUGCCUCGUUUCGAGACCGAGUCUCGCAAGAAGAUGACUCUACGAGAGAUUAUUGCUGCAUGCGAGAAGAUCUACUGCGGUUCCUACGGUGUCGAGUAUAUCCAUAUCCCUGACCGUAAACCCUGCGACUGGAUUCGUGACCGCUUUGAAAUCCCCCAACCUUACAAGUAUUCCGUCGACGAGAAGCGCCGUAUCCUGGACCGUCUGAUCUGGAGUUCCAGCUUCGAAGCUUUCUUGGCUACCAAAUUCCCCAACGACAAGCGUUUCGGUUUGGAAGGUUGUGAGACUUUGGUCCCUGGUAUGAAGGCUCUUAUUGACCGCAGUGUCGAUUACGGAAUCAAAGACAUCGUUAUCGGAAUGCCUCAUCGUGGUCGUUUGAAUGUUCUUUCCAAUGUCGUCCGCAAGCCCAAUGAAUCUAUCUUCAGUGAAUUCUCUGGUUCCGCCGAGCCUUCCGAUGAAGGCUCCGGUGAUGUCAAAUACCACCUUGGCAUGAACUUUGAGCGUCCUACUCCCUCCGGAAAGCGUGUCCAGUUGUCCCUGGUUGCCAACCCGUCUCACUUGGAAGCUGAAGACCCUGUUGUCCUUGGCAAGACUCGCGCCAUUCAGCACUAUAACGGAGACGAGAAGGAUUUCAACACUGCCAUGGGAGUCUUGUUGCACGGUGACGCUGCUUUUGCUGCGCAGGGUAUUGUGUACGAGACUAUGGGCUUCCACUCUCUCCCCGCUUACUCUACUGGUGGUACCGUCCACAUUGUUGUUAACAACCAGAUUGGUUUCACGACUGAUCCUCGAUUUGCUCGUUCUACUCCUUACUGCUCCGAUAUCGCCAAGGCUAUUGACGCUCCUGUCUUCCACGUUAACGGCGAUGAUGUCGAAGCUGUCAACUACGUUUGCCAGGUUGCUGCCGAUUGGCGCGCCGAGUUCAAGCGCGACGUCGUCAUUGAUAUCGUCUGCUACCGUAAGCAAGGCCACAACGAGACUGAUCAACCAUCUUUCACUCAGCCUCUGAUGUACAAGCGUAUCGCCGAGAAGAAGGCCCAGCUCGACAUCUACGUUGACAAGCUCAUUUCCGAGGGUACAUUCACCAAGGAGGACAUUGACGAGCACAAGAAGUGGGUUUGGGGUAUGUUGAACGACAGCUUCGACCGUAGCAAGGACUACCAGCCCACUGGUAAGGAAUGGUUGACGUCUGCAUGGAACGGAUUCAAGAGCCCUAAGGAGUUGGCCACUGAGGUCUUGCCUCAUUUGCCCACAGGGGUUGACGCCGAGAUUUUGAAGUCUAUUGGUGACAAGAUUGGUGGAGCUCCCGAUGGCUUCAAUGUCCACCGCAACCUCAAGCGUAUCUUGGGCAACAGGAAGAAGGCUAUUGACGACGGUAAGAACAUUGACUGGGCUACCGCAGAGGCUCUUGCCUUUGGUACUUUGGUCAAGGAGGGUCACCACGUUCGUGUUUCUGGACAGGAUGUUGAGCGUGGUACUUUCUCUCAGCGUCACGCUGUUCUCCACGACCAGGAGAAUGAAGCUACCUACACUCCUCUGCAGCAUAUUAGCCAAGACCAAGGCACAUUCGUCAUCUCCAACUCGUCUCUAAGCGAGUUCGGCGUGCUCGGUUUCGAAUACGGCUACUCUUUGACCUCUCCCAACGCCCUUGUCAUGUGGGAAGCUCAGUUCGGUGACUUUGCCAACAACGCUCAGUGUAUUAUCGAUCAGUUCAUUGCCUCUGGUGAAGUGAAAUGGUUGCAACGUUCUGGUUUGGUCGUGUCGCUUCCUCACGGUUACGAUGGUCAAGGUCCUGAGCACUCUUCUGGACGCAUGGAACGUUGGUUGCAAUUGUGUAACGAAGAGCCUCGUGUCUUCCCUUCACCUGACAAGCUCGACCGUCAACACCAGGACUGCAACAUGCAGAUUGUUUGCAUGACUUCUCCAUCCAACUUGUUCCACAUUUUGCGUCGUCAGAUCAACCGUCAAUUCCGUAAACCACUCAUUAUCUUCUUCUCGAAAUCCUUGUUGCGUCAUCCUAUUGCUCGUUCCGACAUUGAAGAAUUCACUGGCGACUCUCACUUCCGCUGGAUCAUCCCCGACGAGGCCCACGGUACCUCGAUUGAUGAGCCCGAAAAGAUUGAGCGCGUCAUUAUGUGCUCUGGCCAAGUCUAUGCAGCCCUUAUCAAGCACCGUGAAGCCAACGGUAUCCGCAACACUGCCAUCACCCGUGUUGAGCAACUUAACCCCUUCCCCUGGGCUCAAUUGAAGGAGAACUUGGACAGCUACCCCAACGCCAAGGAUAUCGUCUGGGCUCAAGAAGAGCCUCUCAACGCCGGUGCCUGGAGUUUCGUCCAGCCCCGUAUUGAGACCUUGCUCAAUGCUACCGAGCACCACAACCGUCGCCACGUCCUGUACGCCGGUCGUGCUCCAAGUGCUUCUGUCGCCACGGGUCUCAAGGCCAGCCACGUCAAGGAAGAGCAAGAUUUGUUAGAGGAUGCUUUCAGCGUGCAUCAGGACCAUCUUAAGGGGGAGUAAAUGGUGGUUGAUUAUAUGUCAAGGGUCUGGUUACAGCUCCUUUGCUUUUUAUAGAACUGAAUACCGGGCAGUUUUGUGUCUGGUGUAUCAUAUCCUCAUGUAAAACUGAUAAUUCGUCUGUUUCCAGCAUAUUUACUUUGUGAUAGCAAUGCAUCUGUAUUAUUUAUUUCUA
Molecule: messenger RNA, 3346 nt
Organism: Talaromyces stipitatus ATCC 10500
Lineage: Eukaryota; Fungi; Ascomycota; Eurotiomycetes; Eurotiales; Trichocomaceae
Product: alpha-ketoglutarate dehydrogenase complex subunit Kgd1, putative
Exons: 4
Coding region: 1-3174 (1057 amino acids)
Biological process (GO): tricarboxylic acid cycle
Cellular component (GO): mitochondrion; oxoglutarate dehydrogenase complex
Molecular function (GO): oxoglutarate dehydrogenase (succinyl-transferring) activity; thiamine pyrophosphate binding
Source: RefSeq, a predicted model, not a curated record